This is a messenger RNA of Oryza brachyantha (malo sina), 1376 nucleotides long. RefSeq lists its product as uncharacterized. The transcript has a single exon. Bases 174 to 935 code for a protein of 253 amino acids. NCBI's taxonomy places the organism in Eukaryota, Viridiplantae, Streptophyta, Magnoliopsida, Poales, Poaceae. The record is from RefSeq and is a predicted model, not a curated record.
UUCACGAGCCACCGUACGAUAGCGCCGUAAAACCCAGGCCUUCCCGCAGCCACAAAAACCGGCAAGGCGAACACCGCGAGUACGCAAAGCGAAGCGGAGAAACCCCACUCCGCCGUCUUCCUCCUCCCUCCCCCUCCAGUCUCGUCUCGCCACCGCCGCCGCGCCCGGCCCCCAUGUGGCCGUCCUGGGUGAGGACGCGCUCGUCCAAGACCAAGUCCGCCGCCGCCGCCGCCGACUCCAGCUCCACCGCGCUCGUCGCCGCCUCCAAGCGCCUGUCCUUCUCGUCCCCCUCCCUCAAGGAUCUCCAGUCCCUGCUCGUGCCGGAGGGGGCCCACCCGCCGCACGCCGCGCCGUUCCCCUCCCCGCCGCCGCGCGUCUUCCACCGCGUCCGCGUCGCCGCCUGCGCGCUGCGCGUCCUCCGGAGCCUCCAGUCGGCGGGGCAGCAGGCGCACGCGGCCGUCCCCGGGUGCGAGGGGGCGCGGGUGGUGCUCUACUUCACCUCCCUCCGCGUCGUCCGCGGCACCUACGAGGACUGCCGCGCCGUGCGCGCCAUCCUGCGGGGGCUCCACGCCGCCGUCGACGAGCGCGACCUCUCCAUGGACCCGGCCUUCCUCCCCGAGCUCGCCGCGCUGCUCCCCCACCGUGGCCACCGCGUGACCCUCCCCCAGGUGUUCGUCAACGGCCGUCACCUCGGCGGCGCCGAGGAGGUCCGCCGCCUCCACGAGUCCGGCGAGCUCCGCAGCAUCAUCGCGGCCGCGUCCCCGGCCCCCACCACCUGCGGGCGCUGCGCCGGCGAGCGCUACGUGCUGUGCGGCAGCUGCGACGGGAGCCACAAGCGGUACAGCCACAAGGGCGGCGGCGGCUUCCGCGCCUGCGCCAUCUGCAACGAGAACGGUCUCGUCCGGUGCCCGGACUGCAGCUUCCCGACCACCUGAUCCAGAUCCAAGAUCCGUGUGGCGGUGGCUCCCCUCCAACCAUUCAACCCAUUUCGACUUCAAACUUUCUUCUCAUCAAACAAUGGGGAGAGAUCAAGAUCGCCCACCCAUCCGUGUGACAUUGACCUGUCAAUUACUCUAGCAUUAGUCAUUACUCUCGUUAGUGAUUAGUGAGCAGUGGAGUACCGUUUCACUCCUAUUAGUCAGUUACAGAUGAGGCUGUGGAGUUCAAUUUAGCUGCCCUCCAGCCUUGGAUUACAACUUAGUUUUUACAAGAGAUUAAUCUUUGGUUUCUGCUCUUGGUUAAUCGUCAACCUUGCAGCCAUUACAUCACAGUUUAUACAUCUGGUUGUCUGACUUCGUACGCAGUAUACUACUAGUAUAUUUCAAGUCUUCGAGCCAUGGGAUCCCUGCCUCACUGCGUCCGGAGCCGGUGCCAAU